CUGCAAAUUAAUGUCAAACACCUCAACUGCUAGCUGUCAUACACAGAUAUACUAUUAUAAGAAGAUGCAGGGGAGAGGGGAUGCACGAACACAACCAUAAUUAAUAACAAAGAGAAUCGUGUGGGAGGGAUUAGAGCAAGAUGAAGGCCGACACCUCCAAGGAAGAAGCUCAAAGCAUGACGAUGAUGCAUUUGCAGUUGCAGAGAUCUCUAAAAUGGCUGGAUGACGUCACCCAUGGCAUCAUUGGUUACGAGCUCGAGUCUCGAAGUCUUGCAGGUCUUCAGGUCAUCGAAGCUCGCACCGGCUUCUUGCGUUGUAACUUCAUCGUCCCCCUUCUUGCUUCCGAUAUAAAUGGAAAUUGGCAUGUCGGCGCCAUAGCAACUAUAAUAGACAAUGUGGGUGGUGCUGCCAUAUAUUCCACCGGUCACCAUUUAAAAGUCACUGUCAAUUUUAACAUUACAUACUAUUCAACAGCUAAGAUUCAGGACGAAGCAGAGAUAGAAGCAAAGGUAAAAGGGAACAAAGGAAAGCUUACAUCUAUGGCGGUGGAGGUUCGAAACAAAUCCAGCGGUGGACAGUUAAUCGCAAGUGCCACUCAGUGGACGGCUGCUAAUGACUAUAGAUCGCCUCAACCCCAAUCUCGAGCUAAGCUUUGAAAAUGGACCGCGUUAUUUGUUUAUUUAUAUUUUAAUUUUUUUUAUAAAGAAUUCUUUUAAAUGUCUCCCAAAUUUGCCUGAAAAUGGUUAUACGAAUUAUGGCCCAAACUUUUUAUAUAUCCAAAAAAAAAGAAAGUUUGGGGAUUAAAAUCGCAAAUAAAAUUUUAUAUUAAUUAAAGUUAUUUCAAAGUAACCCAAUUUAAGUUUGGGCUUUUAAUUAAUUUCAUUAUGAAUAGUAAAACAAAAGAAAGUUUGGGCAUUGAAGUCGAAAUUAUCACCGCCGAAAGAUAUAAGUCCUAUUGAAUAAUACUAAACCCAAAUUACAUCCAACUCAAUUUAACUAGUUUUGACCCAUCAAAAUUCAAUUAAUUCUAUUGAGAGAUUUUUCUUCAA
Gossypium raimondii (Peruvian cotton) is the source of this 1049-nucleotide messenger RNA. RefSeq lists its product as uncharacterized. Gene Ontology annotation, molecular function: fatty acyl-CoA hydrolase activity. The record is from RefSeq and is a predicted model, not a curated record. Lineage: Eukaryota; Viridiplantae; Streptophyta; Magnoliopsida; Malvales; Malvaceae. The coding region runs from base 141 to 656 and encodes 171 amino acids. The transcript has 3 exons.